This is a messenger RNA of Sorex fumeus (smoky shrew), 2149 nucleotides long. RefSeq names its product inhibitor of DNA binding 4 (gene ID4). The record is from RefSeq and is a predicted model, not a curated record. The transcript has 3 exons. Bases 104 to 589 code for a protein of 161 amino acids. Gene Ontology annotation, biological process: negative regulation of transcription by RNA polymerase II; circadian regulation of gene expression; cell differentiation. Gene Ontology annotation, cellular component: nucleus; cytoplasm. NCBI's taxonomy places the organism in Eukaryota, Metazoa, Chordata, Mammalia, Eulipotyphla, Soricidae. Gene Ontology annotation, molecular function: transcription regulator activity; protein dimerization activity.
CGGGCUCGGAGCGUGCCUGCCUCCCUCGCUCGCUCGCUCGCUCGCUCGCUCGCUCGCUCGCCCGGGCGGCGCGGCGGGCACCGGGUGCCAGGGCGCGCGCGCGAUGAAGGCGGUGAGCCCGGUGCGCCCCUCGGGCCGCAAGGCGCCGUCGGGGUGCGGCGGCGGGGAGCUGGCGCUGCGCUGCCUGGCCGAGCACGGCCACAGCCUGGGCGGCUCGGCGGCCGCGGCGGCCGCGGCGGCGGCGGCGCGCUGCAAGGCGGCCGAGGCGGCGGCCGACGAGCCGGCGCUGUGCCUGCAGUGCGAUAUGAACGACUGCUACAGCCGCCUGCGGAGGCUCGUGCCCACCAUCCCGCCCAACAAGAAAGUCAGCAAAGUGGAGAUCCUGCAGCACGUUAUCGACUACAUCCUGGACCUGCAGCUGGCGCUGGAGACGCACCCGGCUCUGCUGAGGCAGCCGCCGCCGCCCGCGCCACCGCACCACCCAGCCGGGACCUGUCCGGCCGCGCCGCCGCGGACCCCGCUCACGGCGCUCAACACCGACCCGGCCGGCGCGGUGAACAAGCAGGGCGACAGCAUUCUGUGCCGCUGAGCCGGGCUGCGCUGUCCAGGUGUGCGGCCGCCUGAGCCCGAGCCAGGAGCACUAGAGAGGGAGGGGGAAGAGCAGAAGUUAGAGAAAAGCCACCGGAGGGAAGGAAAAAAAAAAAACAGAACAAAACAAAAAAACCCACACACCUUCAGAGCCUAGACACGUUGCGCUCAUUCCAAGAGAGAGGGAAAGAAACAUUUAAAAACGCUCAUCCUUUUUUUUUUAAUUUUCUUUUUCCUUUGCACGUUUCAUCCACCUUCUACAUAAUUCUUUGUCUCUUCAUUUUAUAACCGUUGUGAAUUGUACAUUUCUGUGUUCUUGGGAGGUGCAGUUAAACUUUUAAGCUUAAGUGAGACAGGACUGGUGAUAUAUAGACGAUCAAGAGUAAAUUCCGACUUUAGAAGCCUCUACUCAGUGACCAAGGAGCUCAGUUUUUGUUUGGAAGCUUUACUAAUAUACCAGAGCAAUGUAGAUAUUUUUUUUUCUCCUCACAUCUAUUGUUUAAAAUAGAUGAUUAUAACGGAGCAGGGAACUUUCUUCUCCUUGCAAGAAUGUUACAUAUUGUAUAGAUAACUGAGUGACAUUUCAUACCAUGUAUAUAUAGAGAGAGAUGUUCUAUAAGUGUGAGAAAGUAUAUGCUUUAAUAGACUACUGUAAUUAUAAGAUAUUUUGAAUUAAAUAUUUUUUGUAAAUAUUAUGUGUGUGUUUUUUUAAUCUAUGGGAAUAUUUCUGUUGAAAAAUUAUUUUUCAGCUCAAUUGCAGAGCUCUUGGUACCUGGAAUGUCUUUUCUGUUUGCCUUGGCUUUUAAUUUGUUUUUGUUUUGCUCACUGUCUGUGUAGUGACAGUGUUAGCUAGUGAUCCUGCAUGCCUGCAUGAGACGCUUAAUCACAAAAUAAACUUGUUCUGAGUCCAUUCAAAUGUGUUUUUUUUUUAAAAAAAACUAGAUGGAAAUCUCUGUAUUUGGAGCAUACAUAUUGGAAAUAUACUUAAUCUGAUUUUAAGUACAGGGUUUGACAGUGUAAUCUAUAAAGCGUGUUUUUCAUUUUCUAAUUGAGAUCAUGAUGGAUUCUGAGUGAUUUUGCCUAUGGGACGGGGAAAUGCUUGGAUCUUUAAGGAGUUUAUGAAAUGUUUAAUCAAAGUGAAAAAGAUAGUUCUCAUUCUUCAUUUUACACAAAAGCUUAGUGUCAGUAAGUUUCCUGUCUGUAUAGAUUCUUUAAAUCAUAGAAAUGAAAAAAAAAAUGUUCUCUGCUUGCUACCAAAGGACAAACUCUUGGAAAUGAACACUUUUUUGCUUUCCUUCCUCCAAAGAAUAGUAACAGGCAACAGUGGGAAAGAAAAAUAAGACGGCAUAGUGACGAAUCUUUGAAGCAGGCAUAAAAGUUGAUCUUCAAACCGAAAACUUAAGUAGACCAAAAAUUCUGAUGACCGCAUCUAGAUUAUUUUUUUAUAAAAAUGAUUUUCACUAUAGCUAUGCUAGUUACCGCUAAACUACUGUCCAAUCUCUUGUGAUGUGUACCUUUUACAUGUGAAUAUUAAAGUAGAUUUAUCUGUCUUGUACUGUGA